CUCGAUUGUCGCCUUGAAGACACACAGAGGAAAUGGAGGCAGCCAUGGGUCUGAUGAGAAGAAUGCCGCCCAAGCAAACGGAGACAGCACUCUCCGCUCUCUUGAGCCUUUUGCCUCACCACUCCUCCGAUCUCCUCUCUCAAGUCGAUCAGCCUCUCCUGGUUUUAUGCGAUGUCGACUGUGGGAAGGAGUUCAUUUUGUGUGAAUACAAUAGAGAUGCUGACUCUUAUAGGUCUCCUUGGUCAAAUAAAUACCAUCCACCAUUGGAAGAUGGGCCUUAUCCAUCAGCAAAGUUGAGGAAACUUGAAAUAGAAGCUAAUGAUAUGUUUGGCAUCUACCUUGACCAGUGAGGUUCUUUAUUUACCUCGUCUUCCAGUGUGCAUGUUUUCUUUAAGUAUUAUGAAGGUGGUUUUUCAUCAGUUUAUAUGUGGGAAGAUGAAGAUGAGGGUUUUGUAGCUUGCUUUCUGAUAAAGAAAGGUCAGCAGCUAUAAUAUGUCCCAGGAAUGAAAGCUCUAUGGCUUCUACUAAAUUUGCCAUUAUUUCUGUUGAAAUGUUGGAUGAAGAUGGGUCAAAGACGGCACAUGGCCGAAGGGGUUAUCUGGAGGAGGGAGCAUGGGAUGCCAUUCAUGUUAUAGAGGUGAACUCUGUGUAUUAAUACAUGUAGGGAUAAAAUUCACUUUAUUCCUGCCAACUGGCAGACCCUCAGUCUUUACCCUUUCUGCUAUGGAACAUAAGUCUGUUUACCACUCUCGCUCUUGCUGCAAAUCUAAAUGGUUAUGUUAUCAGAGUGGGACCUGAGUGGGAAGGAACAACUCGUUACUGCUGGACUAGUACAGUCAUGCUGUCUUUGACUAGUGAUGAUGAGUCAGCUGGCAGUUUCAGGUUGUCUGGAUCAAUCAGACUACAGAUGAAUUUGAACCUCCCAGCUGCUGAUGGUCAUCUCUGUAACAUGGGAAAGAUGAUAGAGGAAAUGGAGGGUAAACUGAGGUACUCCCUGGAUCAGGUUUUAUGGGAAGACAAAAGAAAUGGUUUGCACUUUAAGAUCGCCUUCCGAAGUGGCACCAAUGAAGCUACCUAACAGCUGAUGUUGCAUCAUAUGGUUAUGAAACGGAACUGUCUAACAUUAGCACUAAAGUGCAGCAUUGCCUGUCAAAUAUCAUGUUUAUAUAAAGCCCAAUGUGCCACGUCAUUGCCAUUGUAUUGGAAAUAUGGAUAUCCUGGAUAAUACUGUUUCUAUAUAGCAUUGUAGAAUACUGUAGGUUCUUCCGUUCAUUUCCUAUCUCAAAA
Messenger RNA from Rubroshorea leprosula, 1287 nucleotides. Lineage: Eukaryota; Viridiplantae; Streptophyta; Magnoliopsida; Malvales; Dipterocarpaceae. The record is from the annotation of a GenBank genome assembly.